Sphenostylis stenocarpa is the source of this 483-nucleotide messenger RNA. NCBI's taxonomy places the organism in Eukaryota, Viridiplantae, Streptophyta, Magnoliopsida, Fabales, Fabaceae. The record is from the annotation of a GenBank genome assembly.
AUGCAGUUGUCUGGGUCAGAAUUAAGCAGUCAACAGGAGUACUUGAAGCUGAAGGCACGUUAUGAGGCCCUACAACGGUCCCAGAGGAACCUUAUGGGAGAAGAUCUUGGUCCUCUAAGCAGCAAAGAACUCGAAUCUCUUGAAAGGCAGCUAGAUUCGUCCUUGAAGCAAAUAAGAUCAACAAGGACCCAGUUCAUGCUGGAUCAGCUCUCUGAUCUUCAGCGUAAGGAACACUUGCUAAGCGAGGCUAACAGGUCUCUCAGACAAAGGCAGUUGGAAGGGUAUCAAAUAAAUCCACUCCAACUGAAUCCUGGAGUUGAAGACAUGGGAUAUGGUAGGCAUCCAGGUCAAGCUCAGGGUGACGCACUCUUUCAACCGUUGGAGUGUGAGCCAACGUUACAAAUUGGGUAUCAGCCUGAUCCAGUAUCAGUGGUGACAGCAGGUCCAAGCAUGAGCAAUUACAUGGCUGGAUGGUUACCAUAG